GUCGUCGGAGGCGAGGAUUUGUUGUGGUGUAACGUUACUUGAUACGAUCGGAGUUGCAAUAAAGACCGAUAUCAGACGGGAAAAAUGCUCAUGAAUUGGAAGAUCGUCGUUCCUUUGCUCGCGGUGGCAUUCAUCGUGACGAGCGCCGAUGGGAUACCGGGGGGCGUCGUGGACGCAGAUAUGAACGACCCCGCUACCAGAGACGCGCUGAAGUUCGCGGUGGCCGAAUACAACAAGGGAACAAACGACCUGUAUGUUAGGCAGGUGGCCAAGGUUGUCAAGGCUCAGAAACAGGUGGUAGCUGGGAUGAAGUACAUCUUCACAGUGCGGAUGGCCAGGUCCCUGUGCAGGGAGGGAGGCGUGCCGAUGGACUGCGCUUUGCAUCAGGGCCCAGCUGCGACCUACCAGUGCAUCUUUGAGGUGUGGAGCCGCCCCUGGCUGGGAGCGCUCCAGUUGAUCAAGCAAGCCUGCGAGGAGUAAAGACCCAAAGGAGAGAGGACUUCAAUUGUCUAGUCUACCCAGUUAAUAUUUAUUACCAGUGGUGUUAGUCUUCCCUAAGCAGAUCUACCUCAUCUAUGAUGUAUUCAGAGAAUCCAACUCAUUUUCCUACUUAAUGCAUUCCCACACCAAUAUAGCACUUAAAAUAAGAACUGCUGUGUUGAUGAUGGUUUGUCAGCGCUAUGCAACAGUGGAACUAAAUAA
This is a messenger RNA of Salvelinus namaycush (lake trout), 702 nucleotides long. RefSeq names its product cystatin-like. Gene Ontology annotation, molecular function: cysteine-type endopeptidase inhibitor activity. The transcript is spliced from 3 exons. The record is from RefSeq and is a predicted model, not a curated record. Lineage: Eukaryota; Metazoa; Chordata; Actinopteri; Salmoniformes; Salmonidae. Bases 85 to 480 code for a protein of 131 amino acids.